AUGACGAUGCUGGGGGAGACAGGAACGAAUCCCAUCCGCAGGUUCAUCUCAUUCAAAGACCAAGAGGCUUGCAAGAUCUUGAAUGAGAUCUUAUUCGAAGUAGGGAAGCGAGACCUUAUGAUCCAGGGCAGUCUAGAGGCUGAGGACCGUGGAGAAUUGGGACUUAAACUGACGCAGAUGGAAUUCGACCAAGCCGCUGCGAUGGAGUUUCGCCGACGGAAGAUAACCGAAGCCCUCAAACAGAAGCGCCUCCAGGGCCUUGACUCCCAAGUGAAAACGUACGAUUUCUUCUAUGGGCAGACUACUAUCAAAGUUGCACUGUCUGAUGCGAAGAUGGCCGCAGCCUCGGGCAAGCGUGCUUCUCAGCUCACUCAAGCCGCAGCCAUGGGAGGCUUCUCAGCAAGCGAUAUAGCGUCAGGACUCGGAUGGGAACAGAAACGCCUGUCAUCUGGUUUCUUCUCUAGCGAGUGGUUGCUCCUGGCGGCGUUCUCUUGGGGGGGAUUCAUGUCACCAGGCGAAAAGUCUGGGUUCUCGACAAGCCAAAACCUAGAGAAUUUGGUUUUCGGUACAUGCGAGACGAACUCUCUCAUGAAAAGAUAUGAGAUGGCGUGGCAAGACUUUUACCGCAAAGAACAAAAGCUACAUAAUAAGCUGGCCGCUGCGCGAAAUGAGAAAGCGAUAUCCGUACACGGCCUUUUGGAAAUUCGCUGCAACGACUUCUCGAGCGAGGACCCCUCCUCAAGAUUCAUACGAUGCGAUGUCUAUACUCAUGACAACAAGUACAAGCUCAAAGACUUCACUAUUGAUAAGUCCCUGGUCGAAGAAGUCUUGAGGAAGGCCGAGGAGAACAUCAAGAAUGAUCCACCCCAAACGAUGAGCGAUUUGUACAAUUCGAUGCGCGACAACACACCAACACAUUGUCAAGAUUCCCGAACGCCCGACAAAUUCACUUCUGAAGCUGAAAUGCUGCUACUUGCACAUGACUUUCCAUGCGUCGUUUACUCUAUCCAGUACAAGAUCGUAAAUGAGUUCAAGUCCAUUCUCCUAAACGACAUGGCAUGCGCUCAUUUCUCAUUCUUCCCCUUUCAAAGGUCUCUCUACCACCAGGCCGAGGCAGUUCUCGACGCUCUGGUCUGGAAAGAGAUCAAAGACAAGGCAGACACCUGGCCUGAGGGGAGAGAUGACGACAUCGAAUUCGAACCUCGUUCGAAGAGACGACAGGAUCCCAACGAUGCCGGCCGUCGGUCUACCCUUUUCGAUCAGGACAGAGAUGAAGAAAUGGGUCAACGGCGGGAGAAACCGAAGCAGAAGAGGAAUAACGUGUUCAAUAUCAUCAAGUACGGCGGUUUCAUCAAGCCGCACCGUAAGACUGUGAAGAAGGCAGUGAAAGGUGGGAAUCAGGACCAGUGA
Messenger RNA from Fusarium vanettenii 77-13-4, 1410 nucleotides. RefSeq lists its product as uncharacterized. The transcript has 5 exons. The record is from RefSeq and is a predicted model, not a curated record. Bases 1 to 1410 code for a protein of 469 amino acids. Lineage: Eukaryota; Fungi; Ascomycota; Sordariomycetes; Hypocreales; Nectriaceae.